UUUCCUAUAAACAGACUCAGAUGUGAUUCCCGUAAUGAUGAUCAGACGGUGUCACAAUCAACAUUAAGGAAAGGCUUUGAUUCUCUGCUGUCAAGUGGCUAAAAGUCCCACUCAGAGGCUAUUAUCCUGCAAAGCAUGGUGCACCGAGACCGGGGAGGGGAGGGGGGCAUCAAAGGCUCUAAAGUCUGGGCCCCAAACACCCCUCCUCCACCUCUCACAAACCACCUGGGGAGCCGGGAAUGACAGAAUCCACUUAUUGCAAAGCACAGUAUGACUUUUAUGGCAGAAAUAAAGAUACCUUUCAGUAUCUUGUUCUGUCCGGAUUUCUGGAUCCACAUUCAGACUCAGGUGAGAGCAGCGCUGACCACAGCUGCUGCUGCUGCUGCUGCUGCUGGAACAGUCCCCGCAAUGAAUUAAAGGAAAGAGAGGGCUGGGACUCCAACCACUUUCUCCUCCUCGUCCAUCCUCGACGCCACAACUCUCUUCCCCAGCCUCCAGAGGAAGAUCUCGCAGAUCGGGACAGGAGAGAAGCCCCUCCCCACAGAUCGCGGCACUGCUCGGUAGUUUUAACUUCAUUGUUGGAGAAGAAGCGACGCCCCGCUUUUCCAACUACAAAGGAUCAAACACCCCCCCUGUGAUCAGCGCGACCCCCGGUUUUGUUCUCAUGGAAAUCAGACCCUGCCUCCCGGCCACACUUUCCGCAGAGAUGCAAAGUUGAGGGCGCAUUCCCAGCCAGGUCAGCGAACGAGGAUGAUGUCUCGGAGGAGCUGAUCGUUUUAUUCGUCCCUCUUCUUCAUCUUCUGCACGUGUCUUUCUAGUCGUUACUCCUCUUUCUCUCUCUCUCUCUGGCGACCUUGAACCGCACACUUUUAAUGUGUGUCCAACAUGCUGGAUUUGAUACAGUGGAUUGUUUUCUGCGCGCUCCUCGGCUCCGUUUACGCGUCGUGCCCUCCGCGCUGCGAGUGCUCGGAGGCGGCUCACACCGUGAAGUGCGUCUCCAAAGAGCUGCGGAGCGUCCCGGCCGGGAUCCCCGGAUACACCCGGAAUCUGUUCAUAACUGGGAACCAGAUCAGUCGCAUCGGUCCGGAGUCUUUCAAAGGACUGGAUAAUGUGACCAAUCUGUCACUGAGUAAUAACAGAAUAUCCGAGGUGGAAUCACACACCUUUGCCGGUCUCCGCAACCUUCGCUCUCUGGAUCUGAGCAACAACCAGCUGGCCGUGAUUCACCCCGAGGCCUUCACCGUCCUGAACCAGUCUCUGCGGGAGCUCAACCUGAGCCGAGCCCUCUACAACCACUCAUCGGUGAUGGACCUGGCCACGUCUCUGCGCUGGAGCUCCCUGGGGAACCUGCAGGGACUGGACCUGUCCGACAACAGCCUCAUCUAUUUGCCCUCGCACGUCUUCUCCCAUCUGACCAGCCUGCGGCGACUCCAGCUCUCCAACAACUCCCUGGUGGCCAUCCACAACUCCACCUUCUCGGGUCUGGACAUCCUGGAGGAGCUGGACCUCACACUGAACGCCCUCAAGGCAUUGCCCGAGGAGGGUCUGCGGGAGCUGGACUCCGUGCCCAGAGCCGCUCUGCUGCUGGGGGAGAACCCAUUCACGUGCACGUGUGGAAUUGAACCCUUCGCUCUGUGGCUCAACAGAUCACAGGGUCGCAUCAGAGAUGCCGAGGGCCUUGUGUGCGCCUUCCCGGCCGGCAUGAGGAACACAUCCAUGCUCGCUGUCGGCACGUUGACUCUGGGAUGCCACCAGAGGGACGCAGGGGCAGACCUCGCUCUGCAGACCUCCUACGUCUUCUUGGGCAUUGUCCUCGGUUUUAUAGGCCUCAUCUUCCUUUUUGUACUUUACCUCAACCGCAAGGGCAUCAAGAAGCGCAUCUACGACAUGCGGGAUGCCUGCAGGGAGGUGUGGGAGGGCUACCAUUACCGCUUUGAGAUCGACUCCGACCCUAGGUUAUCACAGGUCUCUGCGAGCGCCGACUUGUGAGAGGACAAUCUGCCGUAUUUUCUUAUGUAACAGACUUUUUUUUUUCCGAUGCAUUUAUUAGUAGAGAAAAUGUAAAAUAUGUACAGAUUCGACUGUGAAUAUAUACCACACUGUUAAUAUUUCAGCCUCGUUGUUUGAAGCAUGCACUGCCCACCUUUCCUCAUCAUCACCACUAUUAUGCUCUUUUGAUGCAGACUGCUAUCAUGGUUUUCUUUGCUAAACGGACACGAAUGUUCUUGCUCUUCAUGUGCACACAAAAGCCACAGUAAGUGCCUAAAGUCGGCUAGGUAUUAUUUCCCAAGAAAAAAAAAAAGACUGAUCUGAGCUCGCUUUUCUGCGCGGCACGCUCACUCGGCAUUCCGUGUCGGAUUUUAUUUAGCUCCAAAAGAGGUGACAAAACGCUGCAAUAAAGCCCUGACACUAUGAAAAACACACCUCUGGGAAUUUAAAGCACAAUCGCUCCUUCAUCUUUGAACCAUUUCAAGCCCUUUGGUCCCUCCGGGCCCCGGCCCCAGGGUGCCUGAGAAGAAUUAAGCCACCAAAAGCUUCUCCAAAGCUCUCCUUAAAAUCACCACUCUGCUCCUCUUUGGCUGUUGGAUUAGAAGAGGAGGGAGGGGGGGGACAAUUCAGCACAGGCCAGCGGAAAUCUCCUAGCCCCCUCAUUUUUUCCCCCUCUCCGUUUUUUUUUUUUUUUUCAUGAAACGUUGCUUUGUUUCAACUUCUUGAGUUUUAUUGUCAAAAUGAUGAGAACCAGUCCCGGGCUUGAGGCCGCUGAAAGCAAUCUCCCUCCCUCCUUAAAGACAACAGCCGCUCUGCAGGCUCUUUGAAGGAAAAGUCUGGCUCUCCACGUUUUUCUGUUUAGGUUUUUUUUUUCUUUUCCAAUGAUAAGACACAGAUGAUUCUGAAACACCAGCGACAUUGUUUCAUUCAGCGGUUUGCUCAGACCACAUGAGGGAGUCAAGCCUUCAGUGAAGGGAGAAGAAGAAAGUUUUUAACAUUUUACGCUCCUACAACUGGGGUCUGUGCUGAGACGAGUCAGGGAGUCAAGUUGUUUCUUGUGCAUGUUUAAACUGAAUCAAAUUCUAACCGGACAGUGAAUGAAUCCCAGACUAAGUCCUCUUCUCUCAAGUGUUGCAUCAUCUUUGUUUUUCAGUGACAAAAAAAAAAAAACAUUCUCUGUGGCCUUUUGACACUACAAGUGAGACGAACACAGACUGACAAUGGCAAGCCGCCGCUCCUCCAUGUGUUUAUUGCUCAAAUUGCUAGCUAUCUAGGUAUUUGGAGAGGGAAAAAAAGGGGAGGAGGAGGAAGAGGAGGAGGUCUGGAGCGAAGUGAAACAGCCUCCCAUUGUUUGAAGCCAAAGUAGCAUCUUCAUCCCAUCAAGAUGUUCUCCAAACUCCUCUGAUAGUGAUCAAGAAAUGUUUAUAACACGGAGCCAUUUUACUGCAUGUGGAAUGACAAAAUAAAGCAUUAGAAAGCGGUGAUGUCUGUACACUCAUUUAGACCAAAUGUAAUCUCAUGAUGUGUUAUGAAAACAGCAGAAAUGAAUGCGGUCAUAAUGUUUGGACAAAACUCUAGGUAUCAUUUCUCAGCACCACAUUAAGCCAGACAUUUACUCGCCGAGGAGAAAACAAUUGAGGCCCCGGCACGCUGACACAAAGGGCCAGCUCGGAUGGCGAGACGCCUGAGAUGAGCUUUGUUUUCCAGCGCCAAAAGAUGCCUUGUGACACUCAUUCUCUUUCCGCACUCACAGACGGCCAUUAUGCCUGCGUGUAAUAGGAUUCACUCAUGAUGACAAAUCUGAGCGCUCGGGUCCAGCUAUUGUUCAAGUGUCAUCGUUCUUAAUAACUGCCCGGGAGCGGAAGAUCCCAGGAGGAGUUUUCAUUUGCAAUUACACAACGUGUCACACCCGGGGCAUCAACGGGGCCGCCGGUUAUUGGCGUCGGUUUGCGGAGCAGAAAGAAGAAAAAUGAUUCUCUGCAUGUCAUUACUUCCGUUCCUGCCCAUUAAAGUGGGGAUUAGAGACCA
Molecule: messenger RNA, 4017 nt
Organism: Mugil cephalus (flathead mullet)
Lineage: Eukaryota; Metazoa; Chordata; Actinopteri; Mugiliformes; Mugilidae
Gene: tpbg1b
Product: trophoblast glycoprotein a
Exons: 2
Coding region: 886-1989 (367 amino acids)
Biological process (GO): negative regulation of canonical Wnt signaling pathway
Cellular component (GO): plasma membrane
Molecular function (GO): protein binding
Source: RefSeq, a predicted model, not a curated record